AGAGGGCUGAAAUGCGAUAACUCCAUAAUAAAGGGGUUACUUUUAUGGACUUGGGAGAGAGAACUUAUUCCGAGUAUAAAUGUUGCAUUUGAAGUAGCGACUUGGGAUGAUAUAGGCAAGGCGCUGUGGGACACUAUUAGCGCCGGGGGAGAUAAGACAAAGGAGGCAAGCAAAUAUGCAACGCACUGGAAGGUAGUUCGAGAUGUGCUGCAGGCAAUGAGGGUGGAACGGCAAACAGCCGCUGCUGUCUGCAUGGCGGUGAUCCCUUCUGAUGCCUCCAUGUCAGCUGCGUCAGCCUAUCCCGCUGCAGUUAGAGGGACAUUUUCUACGCAGCUGUCUCUACCCCCCCGAGCAUCCAUUUCUGCUAGUGCUGAGACGUCUGUACAGACACAGCCUUUGCCUAUACCCAGCCAGGUCGCUGGUGCCGAAAGUAUCCCCCUGCCUGUUACUCCACGAGAAACGGGGGAAUUAGGGGCGGCCGCUUGUCGCCCGAUCGACUCGGAGGUGACAGACUUGGAGGUGGUGAACCAGUUACAAGAACUGACAGUACGAUCAAAAGAACCAGAAGUGAGGAGAUGUUCAUCCUCCCAGCCGGAAGGGCCCUCUAGAAAGGGUGAGCCGAGAAGGCAAGAGAGCGAAGAUUUUGGCCGUAUGCUGGUCUCACUGUCCUUACCACCACCGCACUUUAAUCCAUCCCGCCUCUCGGAGCCGAAGAUGGUGGAACCAUCCGCGCCCGCGAUAGAUGCGGAGCCGCCUGCAACAGCCGCUGCAGACGAGAGAGAGAGGCAUUGGAGGGGAGUAAUAAAAAACGCCCUUGUGGAAGGGACUAUGAUUCAAGCAUUCCCAGUUGUUAUACAGAAUAACGGACUGAAAAGAUGGGAGGCGUUUGACUGGAAAGUCCUUGAGAAAUUAAAGACCACUGUGAGUCAAUAUUGAAUCAAAUCUACGUUAGCCCAACAAUUGCUACAAUUCAUCUUUUCUGCUGAUACGCUGAUCCCUCAAGAUAUUAUGCAAAUAGUACGGUUGGUUUUGGAACCCUCACAAAUGUUAGUAUUUUUGCGACAUUGGGAAGCGCUCUGUGAUCGGGAACAGGCAACUCCACGACAGCCAACAGAUCCCUUAUGGGGAGUAACCACGCAGAUGUUGAUGGGUACUGGACCCUUCGCGGCAGGGAACGCCCAGGUGCAAUGUAUCACCGAGGUUCAUCAUCUAUCACAGAAUUUGGCGUAUCAAGCCCUUAUUACCUUACCAGACAAGAUGCGAACCCAUGUUUUUACUCAGGUGAAACAAGGGCCUAAUGAACCUUUCGCACAAUUUAUUGAUAGACUGCAUAAGGCAAUUUUUGAUCAUCCUGACAUGGACGACGCCAUGAAAGAGA
Aquila chrysaetos chrysaetos is the source of this 1378-nucleotide messenger RNA. RefSeq lists its product as uncharacterized. The record is from RefSeq and is a predicted model, not a curated record. Lineage: Eukaryota; Metazoa; Chordata; Aves; Accipitriformes; Accipitridae. Gene Ontology annotation, biological process: viral process. The annotation marks the transcript as partial. The transcript is spliced from 2 exons.